This is a messenger RNA of Prunus persica (peach), 935 nucleotides long. RefSeq names its product auxin-responsive protein SAUR32. Gene Ontology annotation, biological process: response to auxin. The record is from RefSeq and is a predicted model, not a curated record. NCBI's taxonomy places the organism in Eukaryota, Viridiplantae, Streptophyta, Magnoliopsida, Rosales, Rosaceae. Bases 299 to 679 code for a protein of 126 amino acids. The transcript has a single exon.
UCUCUCUCUCUCUCUCUCUCUCUCUCUCUCGCUAUAUAUCUCAUUCAUUUUCUGGUUGGUAUGCGUUUUGCACUAGCCACUAGGAGUGUAGUUUAUCAACGAUGACCAACGUACCAAGGUCUCUGAGUUACUCUUCUCUAACCCUUUUCAAGCAAGCCAUAGCUGCCUCAGAUCCUUGGCCGUUUUCCUUCGUUUUCUUGUAAGAUUUUCUCUAGGAGAAGAUCAAAAAGGGACUAGGGUUAGGUUUGUUUUUGUAUUCCCUCUUUUAUUGCCUUUGUUUGCUGGUUUCUUUUCAGAUAUGGGCAGUGGAGAGAAGAGCCUAAGAAAUUUCCAUCUGCACCUGCCUCACCUUCACCUUCACCAUCAUCACCAUAGUCAUCAUGGUGGGAAGAAACAAGGGAUCAGAGAUGUUCCAAAAGGGUGCUUGGCAAUCAAGGUGGGCCAGGGUGAAGAGCAGCAGAGAUUUGUGGUGCCUGUGAUUUACUUCAAUCACCCACUGUUCAUUCAGCUCUUGAAGGAGGCUGAGGAAGAGUAUGGCUUUGAUCAGAAGGGCACCAUCACCAUCCCUUGCCACGUGGAGGAGUUUAGGUACGUCCAAGGCAUGAUUGACAGGGAGAAGUCCCUCCACCACCCUCACCACCACCACCACCAUCAUGUUGUUGGGUGCUUUAGGGUUUGAUUAUCAAUCAAAGAUUGUGGCUUUUCCCUGUAAAUUUGGAGUCUUUUUUUUUUUUCCUUAGCUUUGGUUUGUUGGUCCUUGUUAGUUGGAAGAUGAUGGCAAAGAUGAUGUGAUGAUGAUGAAAAAAAGAUAAAGAUGAAUGUGGCUUGCAAUUGUAGUCACUUUGUUAUUGUUAGGAAUCAAAAUGAUGAUAAAGAGAAAAUCAAAAUGCUUUUCUUUUCUUUUAUAUAUAAUACUUUCCCCUUUCUCCUCUUUA